This is a messenger RNA of Puccinia triticina, 3063 nucleotides long. RefSeq lists its product as uncharacterized. Gene Ontology annotation, biological process: maturation of SSU-rRNA. Lineage: Eukaryota; Fungi; Basidiomycota; Pucciniomycetes; Pucciniales; Pucciniaceae. The transcript has 4 exons. The record is from RefSeq and is a predicted model, not a curated record. The coding region runs from base 1 to 3063 and encodes 1020 amino acids. Gene Ontology annotation, cellular component: Noc4p-Nop14p complex; nucleolus; small-subunit processome.
AUGGACCCGCCCGUCCAGCGCGGUCAGCCAGACCACCCACCAUCAACCAUGGCGCCCAGCACCGGACAGAAGGGCUCUCAGCUCAACCAACUCAAGCAGUCACUCAAGAAAUACGGCCUAUCAAGAUCUAACUCGGCUGGAUCAUUCAAAUCUAACAACAAGAAUAAGAGCUCGAUUUCAAGCAAACUCAAGGACCCCGAAUUCAGGCAGAAAAAACUCGCAGAAAUUCACACCAGCCAAAACGUUUUUGAUCUCAAGACUUCCAAAGUUAAAUUCCCCACGGCCAACCAACUUCAGCGACAGGCAACAAAUGCAUCAAAGUUUAAUCAGAAGGGCAAGGUGACCAAGACGGUUGGAAAGCCUAGUCAAUCAGCUACACAAGCUCAUCAGAGACGAGAAGAGAAACUGCUACCCGAAUUUCUCAAUCGACACAAAUCGUCUCAAUUCUUGGACAAGCGGUUCGGAGAAGGUGAUUCGACACUGACCCCAGAAGAAAAGGCGCUCGAAAGAUUCACCAAGGAGAGGCAAGAUCGAGUAUCACGUUCCAGGAAACGUAACGUAUUUAAUCUAGACGAUGGAGGCGAAGGCUUGUAUGACGAGGCCGAUCUGGGUGACAAUACUCCUCUGACCCAUGGCGGUCAAACUUUGGACCUCGAGGACGACGAGGACGACGAUGAUGCCAACGCUGCUGACCAGCCAGAGUCGAUUUUUACCAAACGCCAACAUACCCAUCAGGCCACUCGGUCUGACUCAGGCUUGGAUGAGGAACACUCUCCGAAGAAGAAGACUAAGGCAGAAGUGAUGUCCGAAAUCAUCACCAAAUCCAAGACACACAAGUAUCAGCGUCAAAUGAUGAAAGAGAAGGAUGAUGAACUACGCGAUAACCUUAAUCAUGAUCUCAACGAAAUCCGCUCGCUCCUCCUCUCCUCUCAACCUCCUGCUCCUUCUAACCGCAGGAAAAUACCACUCGGCAUAUCUGCGCAAGCUACGGAAACGAACCAAGAUCCGGAAACCGGUCCAACCGAUCAAGCAGAUCCCCGUGUACUUGCCUCAAGGACGGAAGCCAGCAGCACAAUCAAAGACCCCGCUGGAUCCGGAGUCGACCGGGCUCUUCUUGAAACCCUGAUCGGCUCUUCCAGUCGAGCAUCUUCACCAGAUUCACGAAAUGAGGAAGAGGAUGCCUACGACCGAUUCGUCCGUGAAUUGGCUUUUGACGCCAGGGCGGUGCCCUCGGAUCGGCUGAAGACUGGAGAGGAGGCUGCACUCGAGGAAGCCGAACGAUUGCGACAACUAGAGAUACAACGUCUCAAACGAAUGAGAGGCGAAGACGACGACGAAGAUGAAGAGGAAGAGGGUACCGGAAAGAAGCAAAAGAACCGGAAAAGAAAACCAGAAGGAGACGACCUGGAGGAUGACUUCUUCCCUCUUGAGGAGACCAACGGUACUCGGUGGGAUUUGGGCGAUGGUCUGAGACCCGACGGGGCAUUUGGAGCUGGGGCCGCUGCCGAAGAAGAAACCGAAGAAGAGGAGACUGACGACUCGGCCGGUUCUGAUUCAAGCAGUGACGAAGAUAAUGAGGCAGACGACAAUCCCGAGCUUGCUUUGGAAAAUAUCCAGUCCUUGGUAUCCACCGAAAGCUGCUCCAAGAGCUUGAAAAAAUCUGGUUCUUCCAAGGCCGAGCUGGCUUACAUCUACCCAUGUCCUAGCUCUCAUGCCGAUUUUCUAUCCAGCCUGUCUUCAGCCUCCGUCGACUCUUCAAACCUGCCAACAGUGGUCGAACGUAUCCGGGUCCUACACCAUCCUUCACUAGGAGAAGGCAACAAAGAGAAGCUGGCCACGUUCACCGACGUCCUGAUCGACCACCUGAUUUACAUCUCCUCUCAGCCUCCUCCACCUGGAACGUCGCUUUCCGAUGUAACUAGUGGCCUUUUGCCGCACAUCAUCAGUCUUUGCAAAUCUCAUACCCAGACAGCGGCUUCCCACUUUGCCUCAAAGCUCGUCUUGAUGCAGAAUAACUUGUCUCACGCCCUUACCCACCCAAAUAUCUCGGCAUGGCCCGGGGCCUCCGAGUUGAUCCUUUUCCGGCUGAUCGGUCUCCUGUGGUCUACUUCGGACUUUAGUCACCCAGUAGCUGCUCCUGCACUACUCUUAAUGAAUCAAUACCUCAGUCAGCUGCGAGUCAAAGAAUACACCGAUUUGAUGAGUGGAUUGUUCUUAUGCACCUUAAUCCUGCAGUACGAAACCUAUUCCAAAAGAUUUGUUCCUGAGGUGAUCAAUUUCCUUGUCCUGGCCGUCUUGCGCAUGACACAGACAAGUCAAACAAUUUCAGAGAUCAAAUGCUUAAUCCCACUGCUCGAAGGGUCCCAACUAGUAUUCUUCCCAAUUCAUCAAAAGAAGAUUGGAGAGAUGCAACCGCGACCGCUUGACUUUACUGCGCUCUUUGCAAGAACCCACGCAGAGCAAGAAACGCGCGAAGUUUCUGAUCAAGAUUUAGUUGACGCAUUUGACGUCGUCAUCUCACUGCUGAGCAAUUUCUCAGAUCUGUAUGGAUCGCUGAACUUAUACCCGGAAGUCUUCUCGUCAGUCUUAGUGGUACUCGAAUCAAUCGAUACAAGAAACAUUACAGAAGAGACAAACACGCGAAUCUCAGAGUCAAUCGAGUCGAUCAAGGCUAAGAUAGAGGCUCUGAACCGAAUCCGAUCGUUGAAUCCGAUCAAACUCCAAUCCCAUAGGCCGAUCCCCAUCAAGUCUCAGACCCCUCAAUUCGACUCUCAGUUCAAUCCAAAUCAGAAGAGGUUCAAUCCUGAUACAAAUCAAGUCGAGAUCAAUAAACUUAAGAAUUUGGUCAAGAGGGAGAAGAAGGGCGCGAUGCGUGAGCUGCGUAAGGAUAGUAGGUUCUUGGCUAGCGCUCAAGCGCGUGAAAAAGAUCUCGCCGAUGCCGAAUAUAAAUCUAAGAUUGCUCGGAUUACUGCUAGCUUACAAGAAGAAAGAUCAGAGGAAAAGAAACAAGACCGACUGAAGAUUCGACUCAAGAAAGCUGAUAAGGCUAAACGAGCCAAAUGA